Messenger RNA from Linum tenue, 543 nucleotides. NCBI's taxonomy places the organism in Eukaryota, Viridiplantae, Streptophyta, Magnoliopsida, Malpighiales, Linaceae. The record is from the annotation of a GenBank genome assembly.
AUGCCCACCGAGAACUGCAGCUCCGAUUGGGAUCCGCCGCCGCUAUGCGCACGCUGCGCCUCCUCCAAAAGACGAAGGAUCAGCCAAGCCCAAGCCCAAGAAGGCAAACUCGGGGACGAUGUCCUCGUACAAAUCCUGAUUCGCCUCCCUGACCCCAGAUCCGCCUCCCGGUGCAGAUGUGUGUGCAAGCGGUGGAGCUCACUGAUCUUCAGCCCCGACUUCAAUCGCCUUUUUGUUCCGCGCCACAUGAGCAGGAACAGCAGCGAACCACCUCGAUCUGCUUCUCCACUCGUUCGACUACUACCUCUCCAUCCUCCUGACCUUGGUCCCCGUGCCUCCAGGAGUCGAGACCGAUUUCUGCGUCUGCGAUUCCUUCGAGGACCUGGUUUUGUGCGGGUUCGACGAAGAAGCAGACGGACCCAAUGGCGAAUUCGGCAGAACCUUCUUCAUCUGCAAUCCGUUUACGAAGCUCUGGGUCGCCCUGCCUCUCGCUCCGACAAGACCAGAGGGGUACUUUCAGAUGGAGGCGAGGCUGGUUUGUGA